CUACCGAUUCACUAUGAGAAUAGACCAAGAAGCGGGCGGUAAAGUGACAAGAAAAACGAAGUCUCUGUACUAAUACAGGACGCAAAAUGCGGAGAAUAGCGCAGCCUCGGAUUGAGAGAUGCAUGGCCUUUUGUUACGCGGGAUUCUUCGUGCUCUUCUUCGUCACAAUGGUGGUGGAAGAUGCACGCGAACGCCGCAACCGCAACCGCAGUGAAAGCGUAACGAUUGUGUUUGUAAUUUGCAAAAACCAAUACGACGACGGCCUGAUCGCUGUGAAAUCAGCGAUCGCCUACUCCAAGUCUCCGAUGCGCAUAAUCAUCAUCACUGAUGACAUCGGCCAGAAAGAUAUGCUUAAAGAGGUUGGUUCGUGGCCAGGAGAGAUCACAAAGCGUGUUCGCGUCGACAUCCAUCCUCUACGGCUCCCGGACACGUACAACUUGGAGAACACGCUUGGACCGUGCGCCGCGCAGGAACUGUUCCUUGCGAGCGCACUUCCGCAAGAGGGUGCGGUCAUCUACGCGAACGCCGAAAUGGUGUUCCUUCACCCGGUCGAGAACCUGUGGAAGAUACUGGCCGCCAUGGACGGACUCCACUUGACCGCCAUGGCGCCAGAAACGGAGAGCGCUGUCCGCAUUUGGUACCAGUUCAUGAGGCAGGAACCACCGCCGCUGCCUUUCGGUAUGACCUCGGGCCUGGUGCUCAUGAACCUGACACGCAUGCGUGAGUUGGGCCUAGAGCAACGCCUGACAGAACUCGACCGAGAGACUGCGGCUCCCGGGCGUCGAGGGGACAUGCUAAGCAACCUCUUCACCGGACGCCCCGAAGCUCUGCGGACAUUCAGUUGCUGCUGGCACUUCCACUCGGGCCACUGCAACGGAUCUGCGCUGUGCAUAGACGGGCCGGUGGCCGCUGUUCGUGGAUCGCAGCAAGUGCCGGCAUUCGCGGCGCUGCGUGACUCUAUGCGACAGUAUGUGCUGGGCGGCAGCCUCGAGAAAGAGUUCGUCGCUCCACUGAGCGCGCGCCUCGACAGCAUGAUGCCGUCCAACUGCUCAAUGCACUUCAAGAGGCAACUUCCCAUAUGGCUGCAAGUGGCCCGCCACGUCGACAACGAGUCGGUGCCCAUAACUCUCGACCGCAACCUCUUGCGCUUUCAACACCCGCCGCUACCGGGACAGUGAAAGCGGAUCGAGGCGUUCGGACCACGUGAUGGAUCGAGGCGAGCUUCCGCCUCCCUGACGGUGCGGCUGUUCCAAGAAGGAGGACGCCUAUGCUUGGAAGCGUUACGUGCUGCGCUCGCGCUAUAAAAAUUCCAUUGAAUAUUCAGAGAGAACACUUUUUAUGUUUACGCGUCGCUGCUGAACACGGUCGUUAGUGAAUAAUGCGGUGUGAUUUCGUUUUGCUCGUAGAAAUUACAUUAUAAAGGCUAGCGAUGUUGUGGAUGUUCUUUGAUAUGCGAUGCUCAUCACGGUAACAUUCAGUGUGAUGCUAGAGAUGAGGUUUUAUAUCAGAUGUGUCAACAAAUAACAAAUGAAAGCAUUAAUUGCGCUCGAUAUGCAAUAUACUUCCGGUGAAGCGUACACUAGCAUAAACAUGUGUGCCUUUUGAGGAGUCUCCGGCGCCUCCGGAGCCCAACCACCCGUAUGCAGCUACGAGAGCGCCCGAUCACACGGGGUUUUCAGCUCCUUGUCCAUGAUGAUAUCGUUUAGGCGAUUGGCAAAGCUAGCCCUAAGCUUUAAACCUGCCUAGCACUGGAGUUGGGCUCCAGCUAAAGCUUCUUCUUAAGAGGAAGUUUUAGCUUGGGCCCAACUCUGAUAUGCCACCUAUUCAAUUACAUGCAAAAGGCAGAAGUGCUUUUCAGAGAUAACCACUGUGCCCAUAUUAAUGAAACUUUCGGCAUUUGAGAGAAAAGGUUAAAUUGUAGUGCCUGUUGGAAGCAGAAUUUUGAUUGAUGAUAUGAAUUAUGUUUAAAAAUUGCCGAAAAUUAGUAAGAUUGAAAAAUUGAAAAAAACAUGGAAGAGGGCCUGUUCCACAAUUGAGUUGCUGGUGGAAGGAAAGAAAGUGUAAAGCAGAUCAGUUGCGACCUAAGCGGGACAAUGUUCCUCGAAUCUGUGCGCCUGGGUUGGCGCACAGAGCUGGUGACGAAAGAUGAACGCAUACAUGAACAGAACUGACAAUUUUGUGAAGCAUAAUAAGACGAUCACAUGUGCGUGUCUGAGCCAGCGACUGUACGAAUAAUAGCUGAGCACGCGAAGAGGGCGAGAAAUGGCGAUCGCACCUGUCAUAUAAACCGUAUGGCAUUUUUUUUUGUACAGCUUCAAGUUUAUCUGUUCGCAUUGAUAGUGAGGAUACCAAAUUAUACAGGCGUAUUCAAGAAUGGAUCGAACUAACGUUUUGUAUACCGGGAGUUUACACUCUUUAGUGGAAUUUUUCAGCGUGUGUUUGACGUAACCAAAUUUCUGAAGUGCUUUUUAACUAAUGAGGUCAACGUGCUCGUGCCAUAUUAAAUUAGUCGUGAAAGUGACUCUACGAUACUUGAAUUCAUUGGCGCACUCAAGGUAUCUGUUUCCGUUGCUGUGCACGAAAUACAAUGGCUCUUUUUUUUAGUAAAUGUCAUUGCCACUGUUUCUUAAAAUUAAUCGACAUUUGCCAGGACCAGUGGUAAAAGGAAGCAAAAACGCAAUUUAACUCGAGUUGGUCUGCAAUGCUAGUAACGUUUGCAUAAAGCACACAGUGGUCAGCAUACAUACAAAGUUUGACCUACAAAGUUUGCUACUAAUGACUUCGAUUGCAUUGUUUAUGUAUAUAAUUUAUAGUAGUUGCCCGACGACCGAGCCCUGCGGAACACUUGAACUAACGGUAGCUGACAAAGAGUGAGCGUUGUUGAGAGAAGCACUCUGAGACCUGGAAUACAAAUAGGUAGUCAGCCAGUCAAGAAGCUUGGGAUUUUUAUGCACCGGGCGUAGUGUAACGAGACGUUUUUCAUGACAGACUGUGUCAGAUGUAUUCGCUUAAUCUAUAAAGAUGCCAUCUAUCUGUCCACGAGUGUUCACUGCCAACGCUAUGUCAUGAAUGAAUUCGAUGAGCUGCAUGACUGUUGAGUGGCCAGCACGUAAUCCACAUUGCCACUGGGAGAUGACACUAUUAUCAGCUAAAAACCUGCUGAUAUGUUUAUGAAUGAUAUGCUCUCAAAGCUUACAGCAUGUGUUAUUUAAAGAAAUUGGCCAAUAGUCAGAAGACAUCUCUAUGUUGCCAUUUUCAAAUACCGGGAUGACAGUGGCAAUUUUCCAGAGACGAGUGACAGUGCAUGACUCAAUCGAUUUUUUAAUGUAAUGGUUGCGUGACAAAUAACUCAUUCAUAGUACCUUUUCAAAAGUCACUUGGAACACGAUCUGGUCCACCGCUUUUGGUUGUUUCAAUACCAAGCAGAAGGUUAAGAACCCCUACUAUGGAUAUUUGGAUAUCAGAAAUGGGCUGCACCAUGUCGUGUGCUCUGGAGCUUGGGUUGGUACCAUCGUGAGAGACAACAACAGGUUUAAAGUGGUAGCUAAUAGCUUCAGAUAUAGAACAAGGAUCAGAACAGGGUUAGCCCUCAAUAACAGAUACAGAUGAAACCAGGGAUACAGGGUUAAUAGAUUUCCAAAAUUUCGCUGGGUUAGCUUUCAUGACCGUAACCAGCGCGUUUUUAUAAAAUAAGUUUCUUCCAUCACACAUUUUAGUGUUUAAUGUUGGCUUCAGUCAGUUUAGCAAAAAAUGAUGCCGACUGUAUGGCGGGGAACUCCGACGCUUGCGAAGUUGUUUGAGUUGUCGCGUUAGAUUGGACGAUAUACCUCUUGUACCAGGGUCGUUUCAAGUUACGUUUUACGCAUCUUUUGGAACAAAUUUCAAUAUGGUAAGUGUUCAGUUUUAACAAACUAACGUAAUAAUAUAUCUGGCAAAAAGUACGCAGUGUACUUUAUGUGUAAACAUUUGUAUUAGUCAGUGAUCGUUUGAAAUUUACUUUUUUUAUCGAACUUCCAAGCACAAAGUGGCGGCCGCUUCGCCAUUGACACUAGUCGAAAGCAAAACACGGUAAAGACAGCAACGAAAAUUCAGAAUCAAGUGUAAAAUUAGGUAUCUUUUCAGCGUUUUUACACAUGCCCCAAACUUUGAAUUUGUUUAAACACGCAUGAAAGUGCAGCGGCUUAAUUUGCUACCUAUUUUUAUAGGAAUGUUGCUUUGACCGGCAACAUAUGUUCACUGCGUCUGGUUUCGUAUUCCAUGACUGCGUCAGGUAAGACAUGCUCGGAGAAACCUGUAAAAUUCGUGUUCUAAACUUUUUAAUGAAGCGAGGAUGCUUCGCGAAAUGUGCGGGUACCUUUAAGUGGGGUCAAGGGAACUACUGCUUGUCAGCGUGUGCAUACGAGGCAAUUGAUGAGGCUGACGGGCGACUGGUUUCCCGUGCACAUCUGGACAAGUACUACGCUUCUGCUCCUGUUAAAAAUAGGAAUAUUCACUGUCCAUGAGUUUUCGCACGCGAUAUGAGCACCUGAGAAUAUUUAUCAAGUGCUGCUUUACUGCAAUACCCUCAAACCCUUUUGUCUGUUGAAUGGACUUUGCGGAGUUUCCACACUCACGUAAGUACUUGGAUCGAUGGUGGGCCUACUUCGCUUGUAAACUUAAUGGGCUCUAUAUCUGUAUUCUGUUACUAUUUAAAACACUGGCAUGUGCAUGAAAAGCUAUCUAGUCGACAAUAUUGCGGUCACGGUUGUAAUUGGUGUUAGGAGCCCGUAGGUCCGCAAGAAAUAAAUUGCCAAACGUAUGCGAAGUGACUUCCUUUUCAGUUUAGGCGUUUCAUUUUGUUACUUGGAGUACUGCCAUCUUUGCCUUGUCCAAGUCCUACCAAUCGAAUGCUGGGAUUUUAUUGAACACACGUCGUUUUUCCAUCAGGCCAGACUCGAGGCAGCGGCGUGCUUACAAUCUCGCAGCUUUGCCUCUACUACUAUCCUCUUCAAACCAACGCGCACAAUUCUUACCAGAACUUUCACUAAACAGUGUCACCCCACCAGCUUCCGCAUGCAGAAUAAUAUUCUUUAUCAUGCUGAGCCGUUAACUAUUUCUUCAGCUAUUCAUACUCUCGCGCUGUAGCACCUGGCAAAUGCACAUUACGCUGCAAGAACGUCUGCAUCGUAUUAGCUUCUCGGGUAUCAUUAUAUAUGAUAGCAUUCUGGAAGACUGUUGUGCACUAUGGGAAUCACUAGAUACGAAGCAUCUUUGAUGCAGAUGUUUGUGUUUAUGCUAAAUGCGUUGGUGUUAUGUGAUGUUGCAUUGUAGAUACUAUUUUACGUUAAGUAUACGUUGUGUUAAUGGCAUGUGGUAACAUUGUGUUGGAGCAACACACGAUAAUAAAUUAAGCUUUCUUUA
Molecule: messenger RNA, 5400 nt
Organism: Dermacentor andersoni
Lineage: Eukaryota; Metazoa; Arthropoda; Arachnida; Ixodida; Ixodidae
Product: glucoside xylosyltransferase 2-like
Biological process (GO): protein O-linked glycosylation via N-acetylgalactosamine
Molecular function (GO): UDP-xylosyltransferase activity
Source: RefSeq, a predicted model, not a curated record